Messenger RNA from Trichoderma gamsii, 939 nucleotides. RefSeq lists its product as hypothetical. The coding region runs from base 1 to 939 and encodes 312 amino acids. The transcript has a single exon. NCBI's taxonomy places the organism in Eukaryota, Fungi, Ascomycota, Sordariomycetes, Hypocreales, Hypocreaceae. Gene Ontology annotation, biological process: protein deubiquitination. The record is from RefSeq and is a predicted model, not a curated record. Gene Ontology annotation, molecular function: cysteine-type deubiquitinase activity.
AUGGAGGCCGAAACAUUGGAACAGAUGCAGGCGCGUCACCGCCGUGAGCUGAAGGACCUCCAGGGAAGAAUCACAAGCAAGAAGAAGAACGCCACCAAGAAGACGCGCAAGGGCGUCAAUGACGAAUGCGCCGAGAUGGAACGCCAAAUGAGAGAGAAGCAAGCUUCCGAAGUCGCCGCCUUGAACGGAGAAGUCGAGGAAGAUGCUGGGGAAGAGGACGAGGAAGAGGAACAGAACGACGAGAUGCCCAGCGGGACCGAGGUGCUGGAAAAUGCGACUGCGAAGCUCAAGAUUGAAGAGGACAACAGCCAAAACUCUGCUCAGCCUGGGAAGAAGCGAAAUCGACAAAAGGAGCGCCUCGCACGCCGCGCCGCCGAGCAGGAAGCCGCCAUGAUAAGCGCCGAGCAGGAAGCCUCGUCCAUGACAGACCACCGCGCGCGCGAAAGCACAUACAUGAAGAGCGCGUUUGCGACGCACAAGCUCACCGAGAAGGACAUUCAGCCGGAUGGCCACUGCCUGUUUUCCGCGCUGGCGGACCAGCUCUCUCAUAAUGACAUCUCUCUGGGCGGCGACAAGGAAGAGCCGGCGUACAAGACGAUACGGAAGACGGCGACGGGAUACAUGGAGGAACACAAGGACGACUUUGCGCCGUUUUUGGAGGAGGAUUUCGGGGGCUAUGUGAAGAAGAUGCGGGAUACGGCGGAGUGGGGCGGGCAGUUAGAGUUGAUGGCUGUGGCGAGGCGGUAUGGGGUUGAGAUUAAGGUGAUUCAGGAUGGGAGGACGGAGAAUAUCAGCGGGAGACAGGAAGAGGGAGAUGAGGCGAAGACGUUGUGGCUGGCGUAUUAUCGACAUGGAUAUGGGCUGGGAGAGCAUUACAACUCUUUGAGGAGGGCGACGACGACGACGACGACGACGACAGCGGCAAGUACGGCGGACUGA